Spinacia oleracea (spinach) is the source of this 1250-nucleotide messenger RNA. Its product is annotated as ras-related protein Rab11D. The transcript is spliced from 2 exons. The record is from RefSeq and is a predicted model, not a curated record. Lineage: Eukaryota; Viridiplantae; Streptophyta; Magnoliopsida; Caryophyllales; Amaranthaceae. Gene Ontology annotation, molecular function: GTP binding; GTPase activity. Bases 235 to 909 code for a protein of 224 amino acids.
AUCCCCAGAAAAACAUUCAUUUUCAUUCUUCUUUUCACAUUCCUCCAAAAAAAAAAUCUCCCCCAAAAUCAAUCCCACAAACAAAACCCACCAAAAAACUUUCACACUUUCUCCACAAAUUCAAACUUCCACCCCCUUUUAAGAUCUAACCCUUUUUCCCUUUAAAAUUCAGAACUAGUAUCAGCAACUAGCAGCAGCAGCAGCUUAACUUUGAGCUUGAAGAGAGAAACAACAAUGGCGGGAUAUGGAGAUGCGAGCCAGAAGGUAGACUAUGUGUUCAAAGUGGUGUUAAUUGGUGAUUCAGCAGUUGGUAAGUCUCAGAUUCUGGCUAGGUUUGCAAGAGAUGAGUUUAGCUUGGAUUCGAAAGCAACAAUUGGUGUUGAGUUCCAGACUCGAACCCUGGUUAUUCAGCACAAGAGCGUCAAAGCCCAGAUCUGGGAUACUGCUGGUCAAGAACGGUACAGAGCGGUCACAAGUGCAUACUACAGGGGUGCUGUAGGUGCAUUAUUGGUUUACGACAUAACAAAGCGCCAAACCUUUGAGCACAUACCAAGAUGGUUAGAAGAGCUACGAGGCCACGCCGACAAGAACAUAGUCAUCAUGCUUAUCGGGAACAAAACCGAUCUCGAGGAUCAACGAGCCGUUGCAACGGAGGAUGCCAAAGAGUUUGCCGAAAAGGAAGGACUUUUCUUCCUAGAAACCUCUGCUUUAGAAUCAACAAACGUGGAAACGGCUUUUAUUACCGUAUUGACCGAGAUAUUCAGUAUCGUGAACAAGAAAACUCUUGCUGCCAGCGAGGAUCAAGGUAACGGCGGUAACAACCCCGUGCCGUCGGCUGGAAAGAACCUCUUGGUUCCUGGUCCUGGUCAAGUAAUCCCAGAAAAGAAAGCAAUGUGUUGUAGUUCAUAAAUGGUGGUUUGCAAUUUUGGUCUUAUGUUAGUAAUUUGUCUAUCAUUUGUUGGUUUUUACUUUGAAAUUUUACUGUGUUUGAGAAUGAAUUUCGGAGAUGAUGAGAUCGGGGUCGGUUUUUGAAAACGGGUGGGCGGGCGGGUGGACGGGGUGUUGGUUGCUGAAUUUGAUUUGUAAAAAUCUGUUGGAAGGAGGUAUAGCUAGUUGAUCUAAUGCGUGAUAUAGCAUGAUGGCUAUAAAUGUUAGUAUGUUACACAUUUUAAUCUUUAUGUUUCACCAUGUCUUUAUAUAAGAGUAUUUGAGUUGGAAAUUAAUUAAAGAAUCACGUAUUGUUCAUUGUA